AUGAUGUCACCCCACCCCCCCGCAGCCUCUAGCGGCCGGGAGCUUGCCGGGGCUGGGUCACCCCUCCCCCCAUCGCCAGCCCCGGAUUCCCUCAUCCCCGCCCCGCCUCGACUUGGGCCUCCUCGCUUCUUCCUCCUCCCCUCCCUUCUGCCCGGGCACCUUCUUCCACGCCUUUUGACCUCUGCAAAAACGCUGAUUUGGCACCGCCUCCGGCCGUCGCAGCCCCAGCCGCAGCCGCUGGCCCCGCCCCUGCCCCGCGCCUGCGUCCUAACACCCGGCGGCUAG
Molecule: messenger RNA, 285 nt
Organism: Rangifer tarandus platyrhynchus (Svalbard reindeer)
Lineage: Eukaryota; Metazoa; Chordata; Mammalia; Artiodactyla; Cervidae
Source: the annotation of a GenBank genome assembly